AUGUCGGCCGUCAACACAAGCAAAAUUGUCAUUGUCACUACAUGCGCAAGAAUCGCAGGCAGGCUGAGAGGAGCUCGCUGUUUUCACCAGGCAGCCAUCCGACCCCUUCGGGGCCAGCAGCUGGAAUGUCACGACUCUCCGGCGACAUGGAAGGAUGCCAACAACAAUAGCUGCUACCACUACGAGACAGGGCACUGGUGCAAUUCGCAGGGCGCUGCAGGUUCUGGAUGGAAAGACACCUGGGGCACCUUUGCCGAAUGGUCCAAAGCCAUGGAAGGCAACGGUCCUGUGACGGCCUGCUGCGCCUGCGGUGGUGGUCUCAAGUUCGUUGCCUCUGUGGAAAGUCAGCGACCCCUGGCCUCCAGGCGGCUCGUGGCUCCGGAGGACCGUUUGGAUCUGGACUCCUUGGUGGCGCCCACUGAGACUUUGCCACAGGAGUUCCUCGAUGCAUCCCCGGUGAUGGCGCCAAUGGACCGAAUCCCUUCGAAGUUUGCGCACAUCUUGGGCGCUGCAGUGGAGCAGAGGGAGCGGCCGGACGUGCUGGGUCUCUCGGCACGAUUCUUCGCUUCUCCACCGGGCGAUGAUUGCUCAGGUCCGCUUCCUGUAGCCUCGGCUAUCGACCGGGCCCUCGACUAUCGUAUGGGCUUCACAGGAGGUUUUCAGCGCUAUCUCCAGGACCGAGCCCAGCAUGCCACCGCCGGUGGCUUCUACGGGAAGUGGUCCGGGACCGUGAACAUCCUUCAGGCCGGCACAUAUGUCUUUGACCUGGCGCUGGGUUUCGACACGACGAGCUCCAUCAAGAUCGACGGAAAGGAGUUCCUGACCAUGGGGCAAUGCCUGUCUGCCAAGGAUGAGUUUGCUUGCUCGAUGAAGCGCUGCGUUUGGGAGGCGGCGCUUGCGGACACUGGGUUUCGUAACCAGCUAACACGACUGCAUCAGCAAGCUUUUGGGGCGUUUUGA
This is a messenger RNA of Symbiodinium necroappetens, 960 nucleotides long. The record is from the annotation of a GenBank genome assembly. NCBI's taxonomy places the organism in Eukaryota, Dinophyceae, Suessiales, Symbiodiniaceae.